CGGUUAUCGAUGGAGUAUAAUCAUGUCUCGAGCUGUGAAACAAGUUGCAACAGCUUCAAGGCCAGCAGCAUCUCAACCAACUUUUAAACUUCCUAUAAACAGCCAUCUCAUCAUUACAACUUCUGGUGGCAUUUUUUCUUGGGACCGAGACGGAGUCAAGAAGCUUUUCAGCAGUAGCAAGAAGGGUAUCCUUGCAGCUAGAGAGGCGAAAGAUGGAAGUCAAGUGCUUGCAGUAGCAGACGAGCAUGUCGUAGUGUUACAUGACUGCAAAAGAAGACGCGAGGAGAGCUGGGGCUUGAGUGGCAGUGAGUCUCUCUUCCUUAGCACUUCAUUGACCGGGGCUAUACAGCACUACUCGAUUCACGAAUCACGCUAUCUCGAUCCUNNCCCUUCCAAUCAUCCUUCUCCACCGACUGUUCUUGCCAUUUCUCCUACCUCUCACUUGAUGUUGUCUGCUUCUGAGAAACCGACUGUUGUCUAUCUGCAGAACCUUACCCUCAAGACAUCCGCCAUCCAGCUGCACCCGUCCGUAAGUGGUGCUGCUGUCGCAGCAGCUUCUUUCCACCCAGAACGGCCCAACAUCUUCUUACUGGCCUUCAAAGAUGGUACAAUAGCUGCCUACGAUGCAACAAAGAUAGCGCGAACGAGUGAAGCUUGUACCAGUACUAAGUCUCGCUCUGUCAACAACGGCCAUGCCGGCGAGAUAUCGCACUUGUCGAAUCUACACCGUAUCACCAACAUUCGGAGCUUGUCAGAUCCGCCAGAUGCAUCACCAAACACGACUGUUGGAAGCAAAAGCGUGGCAAUCACAGGAGCGGCAUUUCUCCCUGGUUUUCGAAGCCGUGCGGUCAGCGCUGGCGCAGAUGGAAGAUGUAGGCUGGUAGAUUUCGAGGCUGGCGGCAAAAUACUUCGUACCUGGCACGCGCAAGCACCUGUGACCUCAUUAUCGGUUCUGGCGACCAAAUCAUCUUCCAAGACCGAAAAGACAGCAUCCAAGCAGAAACCUGGAGUCACUUUAAGCGGCACUGAAGCCAACACUGUAAUCGCUGUGGGUAGGGUCGAUGGUCAGGUGCUUCUUUUCGAUUCAGUCGGAAUACGUCUUGACCAAGUUCUGGUGAACACGCUCGGCGAGAAGAUCAUCAGCGUGGAGUGGAUGGACGGCCCUAGUCCAUAUGCCAUAUCAAGCCCUUUCAAGCCUGUGUCUUCAAAGAUCGAUGCUACAUUCGGUCUAUCCUCCAGCACACCUAGACGAGGAAAAAGUGUCCAAGCUGGUCUUCCCGAUGCCCUACGACUACCACCAGGCGCCGUGUUUGUCCCCACGCAACCAGUGCCUGCGAUUGCUGUGGUCGGACAUGAAGCCGAAGAGCUAUCGACAGUGCGACACAUACCAGCUGUCAACAUGGUCAGAUGCUCACCGGCCGUUGAGACCACCUACUUGGACCUUUUCUCACCAGUCAAGAAAGUUUCACCUCCGCGACAGCAGCAGAAGAGUCCAGUGUCAUCUCCACAUCUACGCCGUAAACGCCUCUCAAGUCAAACUUUCAUCAGGACAAGCAGCCCUGAGUCUACAUACAUAGCUCUCGAGUCUGUGAAUACAUCACCCGAGACGCCUAAGCAUCUAUCCAUUCACCCCUUGGACACAAAAAUCGAAUCAAAACACAAGCCUGCUGUUGGGACUACUCCGGCAUCUGCUCGACGUGGUCCUAGAUCAGGACGCAAGAAAGCUCAUGGCCGAGCUGUGCAAGGCCCGAACCGCAGCCCCUCUGCCUCUACUGGGGCAGGAAGGAAUGGAAAGGUCCUUGCCGAUUUGCGGAAAUUGGGCGUUGAGAAUCCGAACCAAGCCAAGAAGAAUGGCAAAGCUGCGCUUUUCGCUCCGUACAUGAACCGUACUGGUAUAUCCAACCUUCCGAGAACAGAAAUGCAGACCACAAAGAACGAUGAUUCCUUGCUGGUCGAACGCUUGCCUGAAGAGCCCCUACGUGAACCUCAAUAUCGUCAAUCGGUUCAACCUACAAAAGUACAUUUCGAGUCUGAAAGUCGCUCGUCAGAUCGAGAUAUAUGGAUGUCCGCUGGAUCUUCAGAAGACGAGUGCAACCAACGAAAAGACAACAAACGCACGCACUUCCAUGCUCGCCAAAGACAGAUGGACAAACCUCGAGCACAGGUAACGUUCCAUGAUAACGGCUCGAACCCACAACAUGCGCCUUCCGUUCCGACAUCAGAGCUUGAAACGACUCUCGGAGUAGCGACUAUAUCGCCACAGCCUCAUAAUGCAGGCAAAGAAGCUGCUGUGCUCUCAAUGUCCGAAGAGGCCAUGUUCAGCGCAGUAUCACACAUCUCGAACAUUGACGGCGAGUUUGUGCCUGCUUCAAACGAUGUGCAAAGGCUCUUUCCUCGCGGUUCUUCUAUCUAUUCGACUUCUCCGUCUCGCCUAUCUACUAAGAGGUCACCACGAAGACAGGUACAAGUCUGGAACGAUGAUGUACCGAAAACAAAGACAGUGACAAAUCCAAUGCAACGCGCAAAAUUGGUAAACAAGAACUCCAAUACGACUGUCAAGGCAACACCAAGAGAAACGGCGGCAAAGAAGCCUGCAGCUGUUCUAUUAGGACCCCAGGAUGCNAAAAGGACCAAAGCCCUCCCGCCAUUACCAUCACAGCCAUCUGCUAUCGUGCCUUCUCAACCUCAAAGUUGUGCUUGCGCUGAGCAGAACUGUCCGGGUUGUUUGGAGCUGGAAACACGGGUUCACAGUUUAGAAGAUGAAGUCGCGAGAUUGAAGGCCGAAGUUCUUGGGCUUAGGAGUGCUCUCAGGAGGACAGGCGUGUCGAACCGCGUUGCGGAGAGAAAGAGG
Aureobasidium musti is the source of this 2851-nucleotide messenger RNA. The record is from the annotation of a GenBank genome assembly. NCBI's taxonomy places the organism in Eukaryota, Fungi, Ascomycota, Dothideomycetes, Dothideales, Saccotheciaceae.